Molecule: messenger RNA, 3544 nt
Organism: Misgurnus anguillicaudatus (oriental weatherfish)
Lineage: Eukaryota; Metazoa; Chordata; Actinopteri; Cypriniformes; Cobitidae
Source: RefSeq, a predicted model, not a curated record
UCUUUUGUUUAUUGGUUCCCCGUUGAUAGUAGCCAACACGUUUCAAAAUGUUGUAAGAAGUGACAUUUGUCAGAAGGUUAACAUUAACUUCAUGCUUGCGUAAACGCAUUUUGCGUUUACAAAGCAUUGCACUUUAACCAAGCUGAAAACAUUUGUUAGGCAAUUCUGCUUAUGCCUGCAGUGUUACUCUGUGAAAAUAACAGCUGUAAAAAGUUCAGUAGUGGGAGAACAAUAGUAAAUAGAAAUAGAAAGUUUUACUUAUUCUUAUUUCAAUAAAACUGCAUUUACACUUAGCAGGCAUUCAUAAGCAUAUAUGAUGUCUCUAUUAUUUUUUUAUUUUAUUGUUUUGACACCGUAGUAACCACUAACAGAGGAAAUAAGAUUCAUGCUUGAAUGACAUAAGUAACAUAUUUAUUUUUGUGCCUCAAAUAUGCAAAGAUACACUGUGACUUUAGAAAUACACAAGAGGAUAUGAAUUCCCCUUUUGUUUCUUGCUGUCAUUUACAAGCCAUUUGAGCUUUCCUGUCCCGCUGAGAACAACAGAUUCAGUACGAAGUUACUGAAUAUACUCGUCUACAGACAGAUGAUGUUUCUUAAAUCAGUUCCUCUCUGUUUGACUGUUCUUGUGUUCAGUUCCUCAAGUGAUUCAGCUGGACCUUUAAUAAAAAUUCUCGAACCAGAACAAGCAAAAUCUGAAGGAUCAUGUGUCACCAUCUCCUGUACUUAUUAUCAAAGACAAGAUAAAAACUUGAAACUUCUCUGGUUUAAGAAUCCAGUAUAUGAUCAAGAAGCAAGCCUCUUUAUUGGGACUAUUGUAUAUAGUAACACAGAUGAUCGUCCCCAGUCAGCAGGUUACUCGAGUAGAGUCGAAUACAUCACUGAUAAAACAGAAAACCCCAGAAAAUCUUGGAUAAAAUGUGAUUUAAGAAUCAAUGAUCUACAGAAGACAGACAGUGGAAAUUACAGCUUAAGAGUCAUUGGCUCAGACAAAUACAAAUACAUGAGCACACCUAUGAGUCUCACAGUUACAGACAAUCCUUGUAAGGUGAACAUUGAUUCAUCAGAGAUUAAGUAUUCAGUCAAAGAGUCAGAUGAAUUUACUGUUCGCUGUUCAACCUCUGUUUCCUGCUCAUCUCAUCCUGAGUGGAUUCUCCAUAAACAAGAACAAGAACCAGAAAGAGUGACGUCAUCAAAUAACAGAUACACACCGAAUAAAGAGGAAAAUGAAGAAAAAAAGAUCACCAGAUUAAAAUUUAAUCCAACAUGGGAAGAUGACAACAUGAUCCUGUCUUGUCGUCCAGAAGAAAGUCAGGACAGCUGCCUCACUAGAAAUAUCACUCUGUCUGUUGAAUAUGCACCAAAGGAUGUAAAGGCAACAGUGAGCUCUUAUAAUGUAAAAGAAGGAGAUUCUGUUACUCUCUCCUGCACCUCUAGAGGUCGCCCUAAUGCCACCAUCUCAUGGUUCAAACAAGAGAAGGAAAUAUCACAAUUGGCUGAGUGGAGACUAGUUAAUGUUAAACCAGAAGACAGUGGACAAUACUACUGCAAAGCUGAAAACAUGCACGGAAAAGCAGAAUCAAAUAAAAUUUCUAUCAAUGUUAAGUAUGGUCCAAAACAAGUCAGGAUGACACCUGCUGUUAACAUCAAUGAUCUCAAAGAGGGAGAUGAGCUGAAACUGAAGUGUUCAGUGGGGGACAGUAAUCCAGCAGUCAAUCAGUUUCAAUGGUAUAGAGAUUAUUCCCAGUUAUGGCAUCAAACCAGUCAGACAUUAACCAUCAGUGGAGUUACACCAGAACACAAGGGCUCUUACUACUGCAAAGCAAGCAAUGGAAUAAAAAUAGCACAAUCUAAUAGACUUCAGGUAUCUAUAAAGUAUUCACCACGCCAAAUUCAAAUAGAGGGUGAAAGAUCAGUAAAAGUGGGCUCCGGGCUAUAUCUAACAUGUUCAGCUGAUGCAAACCCUCCACCAUCCUCAUACACUUGGAAACACAAAACUACAGUGAUGUCUGAAACAUCUAGUGUGUUAUACAUUCAGAAAGUGACCACUGAUCAUUCAGGGACGUACACAUGUGAUGUUACAAAUGCUAUUGGUACAAAAGCUGAAUCCAUUGACGUUGACAUGCUAUAUCCCCCUUCUACACCUGAGUUGACCAUAAAGAGUGAAGUGAGAGAAUAUGAUGUGAUCGCAAUAAUCUGCAAAGUGCAAAGUUUUCCUGAAUCACAGCUGACAGUGACCGGACCCUCAGAUCUCAAAAACAUUCAUACGAGUCGAAUGAACAGCACUAAAUAUGAAAACAUGUUAAAAAUCUACCUGAAUAUAAGUGAGUCAGAUGCAGGUGUGUACAGGUGCACGGCAAAAAAUACAGAGGGAACAAAAAACAUUGAAAAACAGCUGCAGGUGUUGCAUGCACCUAAAAAUGUUAGCGUGAGACCUGAUGGAGAUCAAACGAUAGGACACAAGCUGACUCUUGCAUGUGACUCUCGAUCUAAUCCAACAUCAUCCUCUUAUGAGUGGAAGAAACUCAUCAAUGGAGAAUUAAAGACAGUUGGGAAAUCACAGAAACUCCACUUUCAUUCCCUGAACAUCAAUGACUCUGGUCAAUACAUCUGUGUUGCUGGGAAUAACAUCGGAAAAGCAGAAUCUCCACCAGUUUAUAUCAAGGUGAAAUAUCCCCCAAAUAUUAAUGUCUUUAAUAACGUGACAACUCAGAGGAAUUGGGAGCAUCCCGUCUAUCUGAUCUGCAAUGCUGAUGCUCAUCCUCCUCAGAAAGACUUCAAAUGUUACAGUCUGGAGAAUAAAACAAUCUUGUCACACCAUCAAAACUUCACCGUUCUACCUCAGAACCCAGAAAUGUACUACUGCACCGCAACCAAUGAUGUUGGGACCUCAAAAUCUGAACCCAUCACAUUUGUCCACGGUUUUGACACUUUGGACUUUUCAGUGAUGAUGUCGUUUUUGACAGGAAUGGCAAUUUCUGCAGUCAUCUUUUCUAUGGUUUUGUGUUACUUCCCUAAAAUGUGCAACAUUUAACAAAAUGUUUCUCUCAAUAAUCGUAUGAAUGUCUUCUCUGUGAUUUCUCCUUAAAACAUUUUGCAUUCUGUAUAUUUUCUAUAUAAUUUGUCAACAGAAAAAAAGUGGCAUGAAAUUAUGGAUCCACACGUAAAAAAUACAAUUAUUUAUGAGGUUUAUCAUGACAAAGAAGUAAGACAAAGAAAUGUGACCUCAAACAUUUUUUUUCUGACAGUGUAAUUCUAAAAGACAUUGUGAAACAGUAACAAAAUAAUCAAUGCUGUUGCUAAUGUAAAUAAAAAGUAAAAUUAAUGAAUAUUUGUUUACACAUAAUUAACCCUCAAGAGUUCCUUUAAAAAACUUCCUUAAGUGUUCCUAAGGCCACAAAAUGACACCUUCCCAAAAACUGCUCUAAAAAUAUCAUACGUCAAUAUUUUUUUCAUUUUAAACAAUGCAGUCUUUUAGAACUACUUCUGCCUGAAACAUACAUCUGAAAUAUUAAUUAAAAUUGUGGAAAUUUUAACCCUUUACAUG